Molecule: messenger RNA, 1306 nt
Organism: Diospyros lotus (date-plum)
Lineage: Eukaryota; Viridiplantae; Streptophyta; Magnoliopsida; Ericales; Ebenaceae
Product: 30S ribosomal protein 2, chloroplastic
Exons: 4
Coding region: 91-870 (259 amino acids)
Cellular component (GO): cytosol
Molecular function (GO): mRNA binding
Source: RefSeq, a predicted model, not a curated record
UCUUAUCUUUCAAUUUCCCCCCCUCCCUCCCUACCUCUCUCUCUCUCUCUCUCUCAAUUGCCCAAACCCUACACAUAAACUCACGCAGAAAUGGCCUCAAUCUCAUCAAUUUUGUCUCCCAAUCUGCUCCAACAGCAGCCUGGAAAGCUCUUCUCAACCCACCAACCGCAGCCCUCCAAGGUCUCUCCCAAAUCUCGUCCCUUUCUCCCUCCAAUUUCCCUCCACCUCUCUGUCUCGCGCUUCCGUUUGGACGCUCCGGAACCAUCCCGAAAGAUCUCUGCUUUCGCCCAAGAAGCAGCUGUAUCGACGGCACCGGACCCGUCGUCGGAUGGGGCGCGGAAGCUGUACGUCGGAAACAUUCCGCGGACUGUCGACAACGAUGAGCUACACCGCAUUGUCGAGGAGCAUGGCGCCGUGGAGAAGGUGGAGGUCAUGUAUGACAAGUACUCUGGAAGGAGCCGCCGAUUUGGGUUUGUUAUCAUGAGGACGGUUGAGGAUGCAAAUGCUGCUAUUGAAAAGCUAAAUGGAACAACAAUUGGAGGGCGUGAGAUCAAAGUAAACAUAACAGAAAAACCUUUGACAACUGUUGAUUUGUCAUCUCUCCCAGCUGACGAUUCCCAAUUUAUUGACAGCCCCCACAAAGCUUAUGUUGGUAAUCUGGCAAAAACAGUAACUACAGAGACACUAAAAAACUUCUUUGCCGAGAAGGGGAAGGUUCUUAGUGCAAAGGUAUCACGAGUUCCAGGGACCUCAAAGUCCAGUGGGUUUGGAUUUGUCACAUUUUCUUCAGAAGAUGAUGUAGAAGCUGCUAUUUCAUCCUUAAACAAUGCUUUGCUUGAAGGGCAGAAAAUCCGCGUCAACAAGGCUUAGUUAGGAGGAACAUGGUGUAAGACACUGAGUAGUAUGUCUUGGAGAAGAUUGGGGAGAGUGAUUUGCACUUAACUGACCCUUGAAGUGGUAAUUGGAUGUUCUUUUCUGUAGAGUCAUGGCUCAUGGAGCAACAACAAAGCAAUAUUGCUGGCAGUUGUGUUUGUUCCCAGAGAAAAAUUUCCACAUCCCAGUAUUGGCAGCUGUUUCUUGUGACCUCCUUCUUGCUUCGUGUCCGAUGAUGAGAUUAACUGACAGCGUACUAGAGUUUUUUUUCCUAUCAUAGUUGUAUGUAGCUGUGAUCGAGGCUUGUAUGUUGUUAAUAACUAUAUAUAUGUAUCUGAUCUCACAGGCUUCAGCUUCGUGCUCUGUAAUUGCGCGUUUGAGUCAGUCGGAUGUUCUUCACAUCUUUCAAUGUAUUUUCCGACCGUUCUAAUAA